UAUACUCAGUCUUUUAUCUCAGAAGUUGAAGUUUCCCCCAGAGGCAGCUGCGAAGUUCCCAGAACACUAGGAUCCCCACAGCCAGUUAACUACAGAGUGUGCUGCCCUGAAUCCAUACCACAAAGCACGGAAGUCUAGGGCUGGUGCCGGAGAAAGACAAUGGAAGCCACCCAAUUCAGAUACCCACUUCUCUUACUUCUUCUCACCUGUGGACUGGCCCCAGAAGUUGUUGCAGAAGUUGAAGAGUCAUCAGGUGAUCCCAGUGCUGCCCAGGAGCCAGUGCAGCUCACAGAUGUCCCAGCUGCCAUGGAAUUCAUCGCUGCCGUUGAGGUGGCCAUCAUAGGCUUCUUCCAGGAUCUAGAAAUACCAAUAGUGUCUGUAUUCCACAGCAUGGUGCAACAAUUCCCAGAUGUGUCCUUUGGCAUCAGCAAUGACUCUGAGGUUCUCGCCCACUACAACGUCAGUGGGAACGCCAUCUCCCUCUUUCGCCUGGUGGAUAAUGAACAACUGAAGUUAGAAGGUGAAGAGAUUGAAAACAUGGAUGCCACCAAAUUAAGCCGUUUCAUUAUGAGCAACAGCCUCCGCUUCGUGACAGAGUACAACCCCAUGACAGUGUUAGGCCUAUUUAAUGCCAUGGUUGAGAUUCACCUUCUUCUGAUGAUGAACAAGGCUUCCCCGGAGUAUGAAGAGAGCAUGCGUCAUUACCAGGAGGCAGCCAAGCUCUUCCGGGGGAAGGUUCUCUUUGUUCUGGUGGACAGUGGUGUAAAGGAAAAUGGAAAUGUGAUAUCAUAUUUCAGACUAAAGAUGUCUCAGCUGCCAGCUUUGGCUAUUUACCGAACUCUGGACGAUAAGUGGGAUACCCUGCCCAUAGCGGAAGUUACAGUAGAUCAGGUGCAAAACUUCUGUGAUGGAUUCCUGAAAGGGAAACUGUUGGAAGAAAGUCAUAAAUCAGAAGAAAAGACUCCAAAGGAAGAACUCUGACUUCUCCCUGAUGUUUCUGCUUAUUACUACAUAUCUGCUUUAUGUUGAAUAAAAAAGGGGAAAUUCAAGCC
This is a messenger RNA of Chinchilla lanigera (long-tailed chinchilla), 1052 nucleotides long. It is a transcript of the gene Erp27, whose product is annotated as endoplasmic reticulum protein 27. The record is from RefSeq and is a predicted model, not a curated record. Bases 160 to 981 code for a protein of 273 amino acids. Gene Ontology annotation, cellular component: endoplasmic reticulum. The transcript is spliced from 7 exons. Lineage: Eukaryota; Metazoa; Chordata; Mammalia; Rodentia; Chinchillidae. Gene Ontology annotation, biological process: response to endoplasmic reticulum stress; protein folding.